Molecule: messenger RNA, 3275 nt
Organism: Drosophila innubila
Lineage: Eukaryota; Metazoa; Arthropoda; Insecta; Diptera; Drosophilidae
Gene: Cdc7
Product: cell division cycle 7-related protein kinase
Exons: 4
Coding region: 539-2851 (770 amino acids)
Biological process (GO): protein phosphorylation; mitotic DNA damage checkpoint signaling
Cellular component (GO): nucleus
Molecular function (GO): protein serine/threonine kinase activity; ATP binding
Source: RefSeq, a predicted model, not a curated record
UAGCUAUAACAUAGCCAAGUUGGCAACAGUGCCCUAAGUAGACCGCGUCGGUCGGUCGCAUCGCAGUGUAAAUAAAUUUGGUGUAUGGGUCGCAUUUAAUUAGAUAAUACGGAAAGUGCGGCGGCUGACUAGUGCUCCAGCUGAUAUUCGCCAACAUCGUGGUUCGUUCCUCAUACGUGACGUAUAAAGUCGGUGAUUGGCAGCGGGUGCGGUAGGAGCAGCGGCAGCGGAAGAAGAGAGACACCAAAACAAAAGCAGAAACGGAAUCCGAAUCGAGUAAAAAAAAAACAAGAAACCCUCUACCUCCACCAAAUAUCUCAAGAGGGUGGCGAUAAAACACGACGCCACAACAAUAACAACAGCAAAAAAAAAUAUACAAAAAAAAAACGGCUAGAGAGCAACAUAAUCUUGAGGGGAACAGUCGACAACCGGAAUAAACCGGACAAAGGAAACCAAAAUUCCCAACUCCAUCCGCUCCGCAUACUUUCGUCAGGCCGAUGCUGUCCUUGAUUGCUCCAACGACGCCUGGAAUACGGAUAUGGAUAAGCGCAAUAAUUCCGGAUCCGGCUGCUACGACUACAGCAGCACGGUCGUAGCGGCUGCUCCAACAACAACAACAACAAAGCACUAUGCACACGCCCAGAGGCAAAACAACAACAAGCCAAAGCAACAGCAGCAACUUAUCAAUACAACAACAACAGCAGCAGCAACAGCUCGAGGCAAUUCCAGUCCCAAGUUGGCAGCCACAUUUCAAGGCAUGAGUGUCAGUGUGGUUCAGAGCGCCAGCAGCGGCGUUCACUCCUGGCCAAUAGCGCGUCAGGACGAGAAGUCGAUGUCGAUCCAGACGACGACAACAACAACAACUGCAGCUGCAGCUGUAUUUUCAUCUGCUCGGAGCAAGCAAGUUCCAAUGAUGAUGCUGCACAAGCAGCACAAUAACAACAACAAUGCUGUAAAUCUCCAAAAACCGCCGGCGGCCAUAGGACAACAACAACAACAUGCUGUGAUGAGCGCGGGCAUCAGGACGAAGCCGCGUAAUAAAAGCGAAGAGGCCAUUAGUGAUCUGCUGCACCGCAUACCCGACAUUGGGCACAUAUUCGAUGUGCACAGCCGUAUUGGCAAUGGCACCUUCAGCACCGUCCUGUUGGCGACGCUUAAACGGGAGUCUCAUCUGCCGGACAAUAUGCGUCGCAAGUUUGCGAUCAAGCAUCACAUACCCACAAGUCAUCCGGAUCGUAUUAUGAAGGAGUUGCAAUGCAUGACCGAUAUGGGAGGCACGGAUAAUGUGGUGGGAAUCCAUUGUUGCCUGCGCUGCGAGGCAUCGGCGGCUUUUGUGAUGCCCUACAUGCCGCAUGACCGCUUCCAUGACUUCUAUACCAAAAUGGAUGUGCCGGAGAUCCGGAUGUAUAUGCGAAAUCUGCUCUUGGCCCUGCGACAUGUGCACAAAUUCAACAUUAUACACCGGGACGUGAAGCCAAGCAACUUUCUAUAUAAUCGCCGGCAGGGGCAGUUUCUGCUUGUGGAUUUCGGAUUGGCGCAGCAUGUGACUGUCUCACAGCAGCAGUCUGGUGUUGCUUCUGCUCCUGGUGCUGCUCUGCAGGAUUUGCGAAGGGGCAACAUUGUCAUUGGCAACAGCAAGCGUCCAAGAGAGCGGGAUUCGUUGUCCGCCGCACAGCAGCAGGCAGGAGCGGCAGGAGCAGCAACAGCAGCUGCCAGCCAAGCAGCCAGCCUAAGAGAAACGGAUGCCACGUUGGGAGGCGCCGUUAAGCGCAUGCGUCUGAUCGAGGAAACAGCGCCAAGCAGCUGGAACAAGAUGCCCCUAAAGCCGGUCAACGAGAUAGCGCAGAGCACAAAGGCCAGUGUUGAAUUGACGACACCAGAUGAUCCCAAGCAGAGUCUAGCCGAUGCUACCGAUGCCCUUGGUCCAUCCCAUGUCCAGGCGGAGCAGCAGCAGCCGGCAAGCAGCGGCAGCAGCAGCAAGUACAACACAAAUCGAUCAGCUGGCGGGGGAAACGGGAAAUGCUUUUGCUUUGCCAAUCCCUCCGUUUGUCUCAACUGCCUGAUGAAGAAGGAGGUGCACGCCUCGCGAGCUGGCACUCCUGGCUAUCGGCCGCCGGAGGUGCUGCUCAAGUAUGCGGAUCAGACAACCGCUGUGGAUGUGUGGGCGGCGGGCGUUAUCUUCCUCUCCAUACUGUCCUCGGUGUAUCCAUUCUUCAAGGCGCCCAACGAUUUCGUUGCUCUCGCCGAGAUCGUGACCAUAUUCGGUGAUCGGGCUAUAAGGAAAACGGCCCUGGCCUUGGAGCGCAUGGUGACAAUUAGUCACAGAUCAAAGUCACUCAAUCUGCGCAAGCUGUGCCUGCGCUUCCGUCAUCGCUUAAUCUUCAGUGAUGCGCAAAUGAUUAGGAAAUAUGAAUCACCCGACGGCAGGUGCGAUGUGUGCAAGAACUGUGAUCAGUACUUUUUCAAUUGCCUGUGCGAGGAGAGCGACUAUGUGACCGAACCCCUGGAUUCCUAUGAAUGCUUUCCGGCCAGCGCAUAUGAUCUGCUUGGUCGCCUGCUUGAGAUCAAUCCCCAUAAUCGCAUCAGUGCCGAAGAAGCGCUCAAUCAUCCAUUCUUCACCGAGCAUCCAGAGAUUGCACCUGCUGCUCCUGCUGUCGUGCCGCCACGGAAAGUGCGCGCCGAGUCCGUGACGAAUACGACGACGCGCAGGCGCGCCACCAAAGCGCCAGCAGCAGGGGGAGGAGGAGGGGCAUCAGUUGGAGCCGGAGCUGGAGCUGGAACUGCAGCUGCUGGCAAACAGCAGACGAUGGCAAACGGCGAGCAGUUGCAUCCAACUCUAAACAAACUGUGAAACUAGUCGAAACUACACAAUAUCCUGUAUAUAUAGACAUAUAUCUAUAUAUACAUAUAUACACCUUAGAACUUAAACUUUCACCAGUGUCGGGCUUUGUAUAUAUGUAUAUACAUAUACACACACACACACACACAUUCAUAUUCAUACCUACAUCAUCAACACUGCCCAGUCAUCAUUCAUAAUACAUAUGUCCAAAAAGUUGAGGAUACUCCAAUUGCCGCACUCAUAUGGAACACCCCUCAACUUGGAUCCAAGUCUACUCUCCUACUCCUAUAACUAAUCCCAUAAACACUUCAAUCUGUUUGUUAUUAUACUCAAAAGUCCCAAAUGCAAAUCAGAAUUUGAUUGGUUUUCGAUAUCACUAAAUGUACACCAAAUAUAUACAUACAUAAAAUUUAUAUAAUAUAUAUACAUACUAUAA